AUGGAAUCCUCAGAGGUAAUCGAGAGAAUUCUUAACGAAAAAGGAUACGAAAUAUGCAAAUUCAUUAACAAAGGGGGCUUUGGUACAUGCUUCCUUGUUCAUUCAUUGAAAUAUAACACAGAUUUUGUCUGCAAAGUUUCUCCACAAACAAUUGAUGGCAAAAGUAAGAUCUUAUCUCACAAAAGGGAGAUAAAUGCUUUAAUUAAUUUAAACCAUCCAAACAUAGUUCGUGUUUAUGACCAGUUUAUAAGUGAUAACUACCAGUUCAUUGUACUUGAAUACUGCCAAAAUGGAUCAUUGCAGAGCAUAUUGAAACAGAAAGAAAAGAUACCCACUGAAAGUGUAAUUAAAUACACAAGGGAUAUAAUUGAAGCAUUAUUUUAUAUGCAUUCUAAUGGUUUUGCACAUUGCGAUAUCAAACCAGGUAAUAUACUCAUUGAUAACUAUGAUAGAGCAAAAUUAUGUGAUUUUGGCUUAUCAGAAUUUUUUGACAGUGAAUUGCGAACAUCUGAUCAUUUCUGUGGCUCCAUUAAUUACAUGGCACCAGAAGUAAUCUAUAACAAGACAUUUGAUCCCUUCAAAGCUGAUAUUUGGUCCCUUGGAAUUACAAUUUAUUAUUUACUUGCUGGAAGAACUCCAUUUUUCGGAUCCAAUACAAGUUCUAUUCUUGAAGAAAUGAAAGGCGGAAUCCAGCCAAUAAAAAAUGUAACAAAAAGAUUGAACAGAUUAAUUCAAAUGUGCUUGGUAUUUGAUGCAAGUAGCCGACCAACAAUGGAAGAGCUUCGUAAAUAUGCUUCAAAAUACCUUAUUCAGAUACAAAGUGAAAAAGUUUCGGGUCAUUCGUUAAUUCAGAGAGCUGCAAGGAGAUGCAUCAUUGAUGGCUCAAGGAGAUUAACAAGAGUAUCUAAUAGUUUUGUUUGUUAA
Messenger RNA from Trichomonas vaginalis G3, 924 nucleotides. RefSeq names its product regulation of centriole replication. NCBI's taxonomy places the organism in Eukaryota, Parabasalia, Trichomonadida, Trichomonadidae. Bases 1 to 924 code for a protein of 307 amino acids. Gene Ontology annotation, biological process: protein phosphorylation. Gene Ontology annotation, molecular function: ATP binding; protein kinase activity. The transcript has a single exon. The record is from RefSeq and is a predicted model, not a curated record.